AUGCUUUCUACCUCAUACCUAGUUUCAUGUGUUGUUCUUGCUACCUCUAACUUGGUGGUCUUGUCUACUCCUCUUCCUCAAGUCCCUGCAACUGGAUCUUCGUCUCUUCUUGGUCCGACUGGUGCUUCUAUCUUGGGUGGCGCUGGUUCUCCAUUUGGCUACUCACCCGAGAUGGGAGACUUUGGUGGCAUGGGGCCCACCUCUGGUUUAGGCUCCACUCCCGGCAUGGGAUCCACAUCUCCCUUCGGUGCCAACCCCGCGUUGGAGUCCGCUUCUGGAUUAGGAUACACCUCUGGAUUAGGAUCCACCUCUGCCCUAGGAUCCACCUCUGCACUAGGAUCCACCUCUGCAUUAGGGUCUACCUCCGCAAUGGGAACCACCCCAGCCCUAGGAACCACUUCUUCUCUCGGAGCCACAUCCGGGAUGGGAGCCCCACCCGGGAUGGGAGCCACCACGGGCUUAGGCGCAACUGGGCUUGGCUCGACCUCGGGAAUGACCACACCGACCUCAACCAUGUCCCCCUCGAUAUCAUCCAUGCCGUACAUGGGAACCAAUUCGACAAUGUAUGCCAUGGGAAACAAUUCGUCAUCGAGAACUGGCGCACCUAUCGGCGGCUCUUCACCUUCGAACAGAUCGAGCAUGAGCAUGAGCAUGGCAAGCACCCCCACAAGCAGUCGAGUUGGAAACCUGAGCGGUUCUUCUGACAUGAUGCACGGCGCCGAUGGCAUGCAUGGUUCCAACCACUCCAUGGGCAUGGGUAUGGGUGUGGGUAUGGGUAGUUCCAGUUCAUCAAGUUCCAGCUUAGGAUCUGGAUCUGGGGGUUCUAGCAUGCUGGGUUCAGGCUCAGCGAUGACCUCAUCCACCGCAUCAAGAAACGCCAACAUCAGUGCUACUGGUUCCAUGGGUUCAAUGGGUUCCAUGGGCUCCAUGGGCUCAAUGGGUGCCAACAACCGCAACAGUACCGGUAUGAUGCAACCACAGUCCGAAAAGUCAGACGCGUCUGUUCACAUGAGUCUAGGUGGCUUCAUUGUCUCUGCGGUGGCUUGUAUGAGUGUGCUUGUUGUUUGA
This is a messenger RNA of Melampsora larici-populina 98AG31, 1068 nucleotides long. RefSeq lists its product as uncharacterized. Bases 1 to 1068 code for a protein of 355 amino acids. The transcript has 4 exons. NCBI's taxonomy places the organism in Eukaryota, Fungi, Basidiomycota, Pucciniomycetes, Pucciniales, Melampsoraceae. The record is from RefSeq and is a predicted model, not a curated record.